Molecule: messenger RNA, 1625 nt
Organism: Dimorphilus gyrociliatus
Lineage: Eukaryota; Metazoa; Annelida; Polychaeta; Dinophilidae
Source: the annotation of a GenBank genome assembly
AUAGUACUUGAUCAUAUGAUCAAAGUCAUGUGACCUAGGCAGAUAUGGACGACACGGCUGUUGUGAAAUUACCAAUUAAAAAAUCUGCCAUAACUUGUAACAUCUGUAAUCAAAUUUGGACAAAUAGACAGCCAAAAAUUCUAUCUUGCUUUCAUACUUUUUGUAAGGAGUGUUUAGAGAAUGAAUCAGUUAAGAAAAGAAUCACACCUGGUGAUGUAUUUCAGUGCUCUAUGUGUUUUGUUCCUUUUUCUUGGCCUAUACAGGGAGUUGAGGGCCUGAAAUCUAAUGACUUUUUUGAAAGUAAUGAAGCUGACGAUGCUGUUGAAGCUGUAGAAGAGACAACGUGUAUCGAACAUGGAAAAGAUCUAAACUUAUUGUGUAUAACUUGUAAUGUGCUACCUAUAUGUACAUCUUGCACUCGUUUACAUCCAGGGCAUAUUUUACAUGAUCCUGAAGAUUUUAAGACUACAAGAAAAAAUUUGAUAAUGGAACAAUCUAACCUAAUAACCGGCUUAAGAAAAGCCCUCAAUGACCAGAAAUCUGUUUUAGUCGAACAGAUGGAAAGAAGAGUUAAAGAGGCAGAGGAACAAAUUGCAAGUAAAAAAAAUGAGAUGAUAAGAAAAAUAGAUGAAAGUUUAUUUGAAAGGAAAAAUAUUCUAAAUCAAUUAAAUACAUUAAUCGAGUCAAUGAAUAACAAUCAUCUUAAUUUUGAUUACUUAGGAACAAAAACUGAAAUUGAAGCCUUCAAUAAGGAAUUUAUGAAAGAGUGCACUAAGCCUAGUUGUUAUUUUGACAAUUCUGUACAUGUAUCUUUAGGAGUUAUAAAAUCAACAUUUAAAUUAAAUGAAUUUUAUGAAUUCGCAUCUAUUAAGUUGGAUUCUGAACAAAUGGAAGGUAUCUGUGUAAAUAAUGAUAUAUUGUAUAUUACUUCGUGGAUAUCGAGAGAUCCGCCUGAAAGUGUUAUUCUUAAAUUUUCAACAAAUGAUUUCCAACCAAUAAAACCUGACAUUCAUUUGGAGAAUAUUCUUGCUACAGGAAUUUGUUUCUUCAAUGGUAAUCUUUAUUGUGGCGAUUGGUCGAAUAACAGAAUUCUACUUUGUAAUAAUGGUGAUAUAAUUCCUUUUGCAUCAAUACUAAAACCAUUUGGUUUGGAGGCUUGGUCGGCUGGUUUACUUGUUGCUGCUUCAGACGGUGUUCAUAAAUUUAACAGGGAAGGUGAAGUUUUAUGGUCAAACAGGGUUCCGUCUCCUUUUAAGUGGCAAAGACCUUGUGGUAUAGCGACAGACAAUAGUUAUAUAUACGUUACUGAUUUGUACGGUCAUUGCGUGCAUAAAUUAGAUCUUUCAAAUGGCAGUUGCCUUUACAGUAUCAGCAGCAAAGGAUGCAAAUUAGGUGAACUUAACCAUCCGGCUGGAAUUAUUUUGGCACCAUCUAUUGGUUUCAUUGUUGCCAAUAUGCAAAAUGACAGAUUAGAUAUGAUUGAUGAAGAUGGAAAAUGCAUUGAAACUUACAAGCUACAAUUUAAUCCAGUAUGGAUCACUGGAGAUGAGAUAUUGAAAACAUUAUUUAUAACAACAUACAUAAAUCAGAAACGAAAAGCCGUAGUUGUUUUAAAACAUAAUUAG